AUGGAAACUACCAGUAACACAAUGGAACUUACGACCAACAUUUCCAAAAUAUACCUACUCCAAGAAGAUCGUGAGAAAAGCUUCAAACAUUGGCCCUUUCGUAACGACAAACAGUGUAGCGUUCAGAAGAUGGCAGAGGCCGGAUUCUAUUGGCAUGGAACAGAUACCGAGAUCGACAUUGCCGCCUGCUUCGUGUGUGGCAAAGAGCUGGACGGUUGGGAAGAAUCCGACGAUCCGUGGAGCGAGCACCGGAAACAUGCACCCCAGUGUCCGUUUGUGAAGUAUGGCCGGGCGGAAGCGAAUUUAACGUGUGAAGAGUUCGUGAAUCUCAUGAUGGCAACGCUGAAGAUGAGGUUUCAAAACAACUACACCACCCUCAAGACCAAAGGCAAGAUGCUGAUAGAGAAGAAACGGAAGGAGAUGGAGAAACUGUUACGAACGAACUAAG
Anopheles maculipalpis is the source of this 448-nucleotide messenger RNA. RefSeq names its product baculoviral IAP repeat-containing protein 5 (gene Det). The record is from RefSeq and is a predicted model, not a curated record. NCBI's taxonomy places the organism in Eukaryota, Metazoa, Arthropoda, Insecta, Diptera, Culicidae. The coding region runs from base 1 to 447 and encodes 148 amino acids. The transcript is spliced from 3 exons.